Hirsutella rhossiliensis is the source of this 1608-nucleotide messenger RNA. Its product is annotated as sodium/hydrogen exchanger family domain-containing protein. The transcript is spliced from 3 exons. The coding region runs from base 1 to 1608 and encodes 535 amino acids. Gene Ontology annotation, molecular function: sodium:proton antiporter activity. Gene Ontology annotation, cellular component: plasma membrane. Lineage: Eukaryota; Fungi; Ascomycota; Sordariomycetes; Hypocreales; Ophiocordycipitaceae. Gene Ontology annotation, biological process: regulation of membrane potential; proton export across plasma membrane; sodium ion export across plasma membrane. The record is from RefSeq and is a predicted model, not a curated record.
AUGGCGCCCAACAUCUGGGCGAUCCCGCUCCAGCUGUCCAACUUCAACGUCACCGUGGCCCUUCUCGGUGGCUUCAUCUCGCUCUUCGGCCUCGUGUCGUUUCUGCUUAAGGAGAACUAUUAUCUCUCCGAGGCUCUCAUAUCGCUGCUCGUGGGCGUGGCCUUUGGACCGCAGGGAGCAAAUUUCAUCCGGCCCAAGGACUAUGCCGAGUGCCGCUGGGACGGCGUCUCCGAGGCCGAGUGCGCCGACAACCUCAACGCAGUCACCCUUAACUUUUCCCGUCUCGUCCUUGGCGUCCAGCUCGUCCUCGCCGGCGUCCAGCUACCCAGCCGGUAUCUCGUCACCGAGUGCAAGUCUCUCCUGCUGCUGGUCGGGCCCGGCAUGACGUGCAUGUGGCUGGCCACGAGCCUCCUUGUCUGGGUCGUCGUCGGCACGCCCAGCUUCCUCCACGCCCUCGCCGUGGGAGCGUGCGUCACGCCCACCGACCCCGUGCUCUCCGCCGUCAUCGUCAAGGGUAAGUUUGCCGAUCAAAACAUUCCCCCAGGCCUGCAGGACCUCAUUGUCGCCGAGUCGGGCACCAACGAUGGGCUUGGCUACCCCUUUCUCUUCCUCGCUCUCUACCUCAUCAAGUACGUGGGGGCGGGCUCCACCGCCGGGGGCGUAGGCGAUGCGCUGGGCCUCUGGUUCGCCUUGACUUGGGCAUACAUCAUCAUCCUUAGCGUACUGUACGGCGCCGCGGUCGGGCUGCUGGGCCGAGAGCUGCUCCACUGGGCUGAGAGGCGCAACUACAUCGACCGCGAGAGCUUCCUCGUAUUUUCCGUGGCCCUGGCCCUUUUCGUCCUCGGCACUUGCGGCCUGAUUGGCACCGACGACGUCCUGGCCUGCUUCAUCGCCGGCAAUACAUUCACCUGGGACGACUGGUUCCGGAUGCAGACAAAAGACGACUCGCUGCAGCCGACCAUAGACAUGCUCCUCAACGUCACCAUCUUCCUGUGGUACGGCGCCUCUCUGCCAUGGAGCGGCUUUGUCCACAACUCGGUCCCUUUGCUCUCCAUUGGGCGCCUCGUUGUCCUCGGGGUGCUUGUGCUCCUCCUGAGACGGCUGCCCUGGGUGUUUGGCAUGCAUAGAUGGAUCCACCAGAUCCGACAGGCUCGACAGGCCAUUUUCGUCGGCUUCUUCGGGCCCAUUGGCGUCUCGGCAGUCUUUUACCUCUUCAUCAGUCUCGAGUUCAUCCAAGAGCACCUCAGCAACGCGGAUGGCGUGCCCAGAAGCGAUGUUGAACACCUGGGCGAGACGAUACGAGUGGUGGUCUGGUUUCUUGUUGUAUGCAGCAUUAUUGUCCAUGGACUCAGCAUACCUCUGGGGAAAUUGGGAUGCCUUGCUCCGAGGACAUUGAGUCGCGUGCUGAGCGAGCGCAUGUAUGAAGAGCCAUUCACGUCGGUGGCUCGGAGAAGGAUCCCCGUCUUUGGCAAAUGGCUUGGCCGCAAGAAAGGUGGCGUCAUGUAUACCGCAGUGGCCGACGCUCAUCCCGACUCCGCACCUCGCGGCGCCUGGGAGACUGACACGGACGCAGGAAACAGUUUCCCAGAAGCUCCGCCAGUCAGAUAG